This is a messenger RNA of Xiphophorus maculatus (southern platyfish), 708 nucleotides long. RefSeq names its product gastrula zinc finger protein XlCGF8.2DB-like. The record is from RefSeq and is a predicted model, not a curated record. Gene Ontology annotation, biological process: regulation of transcription by RNA polymerase II. Gene Ontology annotation, molecular function: RNA polymerase II transcription regulatory region sequence-specific DNA binding; DNA-binding transcription factor activity, RNA polymerase II-specific. The annotation marks the transcript as partial. The transcript has a single exon. Lineage: Eukaryota; Metazoa; Chordata; Actinopteri; Cyprinodontiformes; Poeciliidae. Gene Ontology annotation, cellular component: nucleus.
GGUGAAAAGCCGUUUUCAUGUGUGAACUGUGGAAAAAGUUUUAGUCUAAAACAGAGUUUAACUGAGCACAUGAUGAUUCACACUGGUGAAAAGCCGUUUACAUGUGUGAACUGUGGGAAAAGUUUUAAUCGAAAACGGAGUUUAACUCAUCACAUGAUGAUUCACACUGGUGACAAGUCAUUUUCAUGUGUGACCUGUGGAAAAAGUUUCAGUGGAAAAUAUAAUUUAACUCAGCACAUGAUGAUUCAUACUGGUGAAAAGCCGUUUUCAUGUGUGACCUGUGGGAAAAGUUUUAUUCGAAAACAGAGUUUAACUCAGCACAUGAUGAUUCACACUGGUGACAAGUCAUUUUCAUGUGUGACCUGUGGAAAAAGUUUCAGUGGAAAAUAUAAUUUAACUAAGCACAUGAUGAUUCACACAGGUAAAAAGCCGUUUUCAUGUGUGACCUGUGGAAAAAGUUUUCUUCAAGAACCGCAUUUAACUAGGCACAUGAUGAUUCACACUGGUGAAAAGCCGUUUUCAUGCGUGACCUGUGGAAAGAGUUUUCUUCAAGAACCGCAUUUAACUAGGCACAUGAUGAUUCACACUGGUGAAAAGUCAUUUUCAUGCGUGAACUGUGGAAAAAGUUUCAGUGGAAAAUAUAAUUUGACUCAGCAUAUGAGGAUUCACACUGGUGAAAAGCAGUUUUCAUGUGUGACCUGUGGAAAA